Cherax quadricarinatus is the source of this 5104-nucleotide messenger RNA. The record is from RefSeq and is a predicted model, not a curated record. Lineage: Eukaryota; Metazoa; Arthropoda; Malacostraca; Decapoda; Parastacidae.
GGGUUACUCACUACUGAUGGGUGUGGGUGUGUCAAGAGUGGGUCGUGUACGGGCGCCCUGCCUCCUGCUGCUACUGCUGAUGUUCUCGUGUAGGACGCUGCACAGGAACACAGACUGGAACACCAGGGAGACCCUCUUCCUUGCAGGACUCAGAACACUGCCCCACAACGCCAAGAUGCACUACAACUUUGCCAACUUACAGAAGGACUUAGGCAACUUAGAACGUGCCAAGUUCCACUACCGCAAAGCUAUCAGAUUAUGGCCGGGGCACUGGAGUGCCCACAACAACCUUGGCACCCUGCUGAUCAACACGAGUCUGGCUGAGAGACACUUCCAGCUAGCACUGAAGGUUCACCCACAGCACUCCCAUGCUUACUACAACCUGGCUACCCUCAGGCAGAAAGAGGGUCGCGUCGCGGAGGCGAUGGCACUUCUGGAGGAGUGUUUGCGAUACGACACGACCAACAGGGACGCAGUCUCCGUCCUGUCGGGACUCUACGUGGACGCUGGACGUCUGCAGGACGCUCACCGCUUGUAUGUAGCGCUGGUGGUGGCGCGAGCCUCUGAUCCCGUAGUCCACAAUAAUUACGCUGCCUUCCUGCACAGAAUAGGUCAUCUGGAGACGGCCCUGAGGCACUACAAGUUGGCCCUGAGCCUCGACCCCCACCAAUGGGUGGCAUUGGUCAACACUGCCAGACUGAUGACAACCCUCAACCGUCACCACCAGGCCAUAGCGCUCUACAAGAGAGCUCUGGCAAUAGUAUGGGAAGCUGAGGUGGGAGAGAGCUUGGGAAAGCUUUAUCUCAGCACUGGAAGCUUACAAGACGCUGAAGUUGUCUUCACCAUCGUCUUGAAGCAUGAUCCAAACAUGUUGUCUUCUGUGGUGUGUCUGGCGCGGGUGAACUUCCAGCAGAGGAACUACCAGCAGAGCGAGCAGUUACUUCGUCAGGUGCUGCUCCAGGACCCGGGGCACCAGGAGGCCCUUCUACAACUCUCUCUCCUCUAUGCCCACACUAACCGUACCCACGAUGCCCUCCUCCUGGCCCACCAAGCUGCCCACAACUGCUCCAGACCGCCUACUUUCUGUGCCCACCUACAUGCCCACCACGCCGACCUACUCACUGACCGACACAGCACUGAAGAAGCCGCCCAGAGUUACCUGCUGGCGGUGGAACUGGAACCUACACUGACCCAUGCCCACGUGAAUCUAGGUGCCCUGUAUCAUACCCAGGGUGACUAUGGUCGAGCCUGGAGACACUACUUGACGGCCCAUGGACAGGAACCCUCAAACUCCCUCCUGCUGGAGAACAUGGAGAAACUGCGACGGACCCAGCAACUGCAGCACCCCAGCGGCGUCCCUCAUUGCCUCAACAAGUCCUGAUAGUCUCCUUCACUGCCUUGUUCUACCUCUCAGUACACGUUACUGAAAUAAAUAAUACUUAGAAGUAGCGGAGACCUUUAUUAACGACAAGUUUUAGCCCUCACAGUGUGCUGUAUCAAUUUAAGCAAACUGAUCCUCUUGUGGUAUAACAGGCUAUGACAGCGAACCUUACAUCAUGUGGACUUGUUAUGGUUUAUAGGGCGACAGAAGAGAGUAUAGAGAAUUACACAGUGCGAGCUUCUUGCUAUGACUUACAUGGCGAUUGACAACUUACGCCGUACCGAGCACCGUAUGAGGUUUCUUGUUAUGGUUCAUAGCGCCAUUAACAACUUACGCCGUAUCGAGCACCGUAUGAGGUUUCUUGUUAUGGUUCAUAGCGCCAUUAACAACUUACGCCGUAUCGAGCACCGUAUGAGGUUUCUUGUUAUGGUUCAUAGCGCCAUUAACAACUUACGCCGUAUCGAGCACCGUAUGAGGUUUCUUGUUAUGGUUCAUAGCGCCAUUAACAACUUACGCCGUAUCGAGCUUUAACACCAUGUGAGUUUCUUGUUAUGACCUGCAGGGCCACUAACAACUUAAGGCAUAUCGAACCCUACGUUAUGAAGGUGACGACACACUGUCUUUAACAAAAGUAUACACCGCACAAAAGUGUUAGUUAUUCCUCCUGGUUGGUAUUCAUAUACCGUUCCAGUUCCAACACUUUGCUGUUAUAAAGAGCUUUUUUGCCAAAGAAUGAUCAAGAGAACUGUUUGUAUCGCUGCUUUUGCUACUGUGUCGUUUACUGUAGUGUUAAGAGUGAUAAUAAUACGUUACUAUUAGCAAACCAUUCUCCCAUCUCUCUCUUACACAAGGGUUUCUACUGGGUUAGAUUAAGAUUUCCCAUCUAUAUUUUAAAGUAAAGAGCUGUUACCUACUCCCUCCCUCUCUCCCUCUCUCUCUCUCUGUCUCUCUCUCUCUCUCUCUCAAACCUACCACACAUUCUAGAACAUUAGUACAGAACAGACACACAUUUACGGUACAGACAAUGUAAAGUCAAGAGACGUUCAUUUUUCCUCUAAAGGGAAAAAGGGUUCACUGAUGCUGUUCAUGAGCUCUUGAUUCAAGGAACCAGAUCUACCCUCCCCUUCCUCGAAUCAAACUUUAAUACCUCCCGUUCUCCAGGAGCUGUACAGAGGUGAAUGAUUAUUUUCCAUGUGUAGGUAACGCCUCUACACGAUGGUAAACAAGGAAAGUAAACAAGGUAAAUAUGCAAAUAAAACAAGAUAAACAAGUAAACAUGACAAGUAAAGAUAAUGAAGUAAAUAUAAACAAGGAAAGAUAAACAAGGAAAGUAAAAAUAAACAAGGAAAGUAAAAAUAAACAAGGAAAAUAAAGAUAAACAAGGAAAGUAAAGAUAAGAAAAGUAAACAAGGAAAGUAAGGACAAGCAAGGGAAGUAAACAAGAUAAACAAGCAAUAUGUAUCUUACUCGAUGUUUCAAGAACGAGAGUUAUUUUGCUGUUUUAAGUUUAAAACAGCCAUCAAGACCAGAACUUUUUUAACAAAUAAAAAAAGCCCCCCUACCCCCCAAAAAAAAGACUCACUUGAGGCUGGCUUGGGUGGCCUGGUGGCCCGGUGGCCCGGUGGCCUGGUGGCCUGGUGGCCUGGUAGCCCGGUGGCCUGGUGGCUAAAGCUCCCGUUUCACACACGGAGGGCCCGGGUUCGAUUCCCGGCGGGUGGAAACAUUUCGACACGUUUCCUUACACCUGUUGUCCUGUUCACCUAGCAGCAAAUAGGUACCUGGGUGUUAGUCGACUGGUGUGGGUCGCAUCCUGGGGGACAAGAUUAAGGACCACAAUGGAAAUAAGUUAGACAGUCCUCGAUGACGCACUGACUUUCUUGGGUUAUCCUGGGUGGCUAACCCUCCGGGGUUAAAAAUCCGAACGAAAUCUUAUCUUAUCUUAUCUUAAAGAGUCCAGGAUAACACCAAUUAUUUAAGAGCCUAAAGAAUAACUAAAACCACGAAUCAUCUGAGUCCAAAACGUAAAAAAUAAAAUAAACGAUUCAGCUGAGAGUCCAAACACAAUAUGAGUCCCAAAAUCCAAAAGACAACCUUUCAACGAGUCUAAAAAAAAAGUCCAAAAGACGAUUUAUUUGAGACCUUAGUGUCCAAAAUAACAAAGACUCUUUAAAGUCCAAAAGACCACCAAUUAUUCAAAAAAUUUUAAGUCUAGAAGACCACGAAUUAUUCGAAAACAUAAAAGUCCCCCUUCCCCCCUCCCCCCAAAAAAAUACAUGAAAUAACGACUGCUAACAGUAACUAAAAUAACUGUUUUAGGGCAUACUCUACUAUUUACUCUGCUCUGUUGGCUAUAAUAAUUAAUUACGUUACCCGCGCUAUUUGAAUGUAAUCAAAUCUCCAUCUCAUCAUUUUUCAUAUCUAAAACUAACUUUGAUGUGCGUAUUACCUUUGAUGAAAAUUGGUUACAAAGCCAAUAUUAAUAUAGUCCCUUUGUAGUUUGAUGGUCAAAUAUUAUGAGCGGGUUAAAAAGGGACCUUUCAUGCGGGUUAUACACAUCGACACUGCCUAACCCUUCUAGGGUAGGGUAGGUGCCUGAGCCUUUAGCUCAUAAGACUGUCAUUCCCAUUUGUCCCCUUGGGGCGGGGAUGACAGACCAGAGAGGCCUAGCUUGUGGCUAGGCCUGGGGACAGUUGGUCCCAAAGAUGAGGAGGUACUUGUGCCUCCUCCCAUGGGAGACUUAGGUCUCAGACACUCCCUAAAGUGGGAGCUAAGGCCGGGCCACCACUUGGAAAGGGCCCGGGCCGGGCCACCACUUGGAAAGGGCCCGGGCCGGGCCACCACUUGGAAAGGGCCCGGGCCGGGCCACCACUUGGAAAGGGCCCGGGCCGGGCAACCACUUGGAAAGGGCCCGGGCCGGGAGAAUACCGGCUAAUCUUUACCUAACCGGGUUAUAUACAGUGAAAGUAAUACUCUUGUGUUUCUCGGGCUAUGUAUACUCCAAAUUUAUUUCAGUACCUGUUGGGGAUUAGAUUUUUCUUGACUCGUGAACAGAUGGCAUUUGUGAAAUUAAAUAAUGUUGAGGUCUGACACACCAUGUAUCACCCACCUUAAGUUACUUAUAACACAUGUGAAGGUCUGACACACCAUGUAUCACCCACCUUAAGUUACUUAUGACUGAUGCUGAGGUCUGACACACCAUGUAUCACCCACCUUAAGUUACUUAUAACUGAUGUGAAGGUCUGACACAUGUAUCACCCACCUUAAGUUACUUAUAACAGAUGUGAAGGUUUGACACACCAUGUAUCACCCACCUUAAGUUACCUACAACAGAUGUGAGGGUUUGACACACCAUGUAUCACCCACCUUAAGUUACUUAUAACAAAUGUGAAGGUUUGACACACCAUAUAUCACCCACCUUAAGUUACUUAUAACUGAUGUGAAGGUCUGACACAUCAUGCAUCACCCACCUUAAGUUACUUAUAACUGAUGUGAAGGUCUGACACACCAUGUAUCACCCACCUUAAGUUACUUAUAACAGAUGUGAAGGUUUGACACACCAUGUAUCACCCAUGUUAAGUUACUUAUAACAGAUGUGAAGGUUUGACACACCAUGUAACACCCACCUUAAGUUACUUAUGACUGAUGUUGAGGUCUGACACACCAUGUAUCACCCACCUUAAGUUACUUGUAACUAAUCUAGAGAUUUGGCACACCAUACAUCAC